CUACACCACUUUUAUAUCAUGUCUUGUAUUAUUUUUUUAUCUUGUAAAAUGUGUUCUAGGCAUUUUAGUUAAACAUUCUCCAAACUAGGUAAAACGCACCAUUUUUGACGAGUUUUUGUUUUAAACGGCACAGGAACACAGAAAACCUUUAUUCACCUUAUGGAUAAAAAGCAUUUAGGGUGGAAAUGACGUGAUUUUUUACGUAAGUAUUAUUAUUCCGAUGUCCAUUGAAUGGGGCAUAAGCUUCACCGCCAUCGCUCACCGCACGUGUGGAGAAUCUGAAAACGCGGACUGGAUUUUUGGAUUUCGCGCCUUUUCCUUUGCUAGUUUUAGGCUAGUAGUACUGGACCAGUGAGACAAUCCUAACAGGUUGGAACCGGCCAAAUGGAGAAGCAGGAACAGAAAAUAUCAGCGUUAUUUGGUGGGAAAUUGCUUGAGCACAAAGGAAAGGAUGUUUUUGUCAGAGUGAGGAAAAGGGAUCUGGAGAAACUAACCACAGAAGUCAUGCAGCUCAGAGAGUUCCUCCCCAAAGUUCUGAACAGAGAUCUGCACAAAGCUCGGGGAGCAGAAACAAAGAAGGAGCAGCUGCAGCAGGACUGUUUGCAUCUUCAGUCCAGGCUGGAUGCAGCACAAACUGAAUGUCAGAAGGAGAGAGAGGAGAAGCUGCUGCUGCGGGACCAGCUGUGGCAGAGUGGAGUUGAGCUGCAGCAGCAGGCAGACUUCUGCUCUUCCAUUGGAUCUGCUGCCUGCAGUUUACUGUGGAGCUGCUCUUCUAGGGAGGACACCGUCACCCUCUGGCUAGCUGAUGGGAAGCUACAGCCCUUCCUGUUGGUAGCUGCUCAGACUUUGGAGAGCUUUGUCAAGUCUCUGGACGAUGAGAUUAAAGCUGAAGACCUUAACUCCCAUGAGCAUCAGUUUGUGUUGGGUCUGGUUGGAACUAUCACCAACAUAGCUGCAGUGACAUGUGGGCGGGACUUCCUGUCCAUCUCAGGACACGUCUUACUGGAUACUCUGAUGAUGCUGCUCGAGGUGAUGAAGCCUGGUGUCUACCCCAAACUCAAAGUGUUGAUGCUGAUGAUCUUGUAUAAUGUCAGCAUCAGCAUUAGAGGACUGAAGUACAUCAGUGAGAACAAACGACUCGUUCAGCUUAUCUGGACCCUGCUUGAAGAUGGACACUGGGAGGUGUGCCUCCACUGUCUGCGCCUCCUGCAGUCAGUGCUUCUAGAGGAGGACAUGCUGCUCCCCCUGGGCUCUUUUCUGCUGGAUCCAGAGCUCCAGGCUCGCGUCAGCCAGCUCACUUCCAAUGUUCAGCCCAGCCUUAGAGCCACAGCUCAGCAGACUCUUGAGGACCUGCAGGCCCUUCAGCUGGCACACCGCUCCCAAUGAGCAGACUUGAUCUAAUUACUUCUGGUUCUGGACCUGGUGAGGUCAACAGAACCGGGUCCGGUCUUCUACCAGUUAGAGCCCCUUCAUGUUAGGUUUCUGUGUUGCCAUGGUGAAGAGAACAUAUCUCUCUACACAUGUUCAUAUUUUGCAAAGACAACAAAAGAAGAGACUCGUGUCUUAGCUAUUAAAGUGUUUUAUUUUAAUACGAAUGUUGUGAUACUGUUUGAUUUUAAAAUAUUAAAGAUGAUGUUCACACUC
Messenger RNA from Nothobranchius furzeri (turquoise killifish), 1644 nucleotides. RefSeq names its product heat shock transcription factor 2 binding protein (gene hsf2bp). The record is from RefSeq and is a predicted model, not a curated record. NCBI's taxonomy places the organism in Eukaryota, Metazoa, Chordata, Actinopteri, Cyprinodontiformes, Nothobranchiidae. Gene Ontology annotation, cellular component: cytosol.